AUGACCGCGCCGCCCUCUCCUCCUUCCUCACGCCACCGCCCUCUCCUCCUUCCUCACGCCUCCCUGCCGUGCCACCCCGCCGCCUCCUCCCUCGGUCGCUUCCUCCUCCCCUCCCGCCGUUCCCCUCCCCUAACCCUAGAAACUGAUGAUUUCGGGAAGGAGGGGGCACACAAGGGGGAGGUGCUGGAGAGGAAGGUGGAGGAGUUCUUCAGGGCCCUGAAGAAAGGGCCCGAGGAGGGGAAGGCCAACGACGCUUCGACAACGGCGAAGAAGAAGGCGGUGUUGGGAGGGGCGCCGAGGCAGGUGAAGCGGGAUGCGGAGAGGGAGGAAGAAGACUGGCCGCGGCCGCACCUCGCGAGCACGAGGAUGGAGCUGCCGCCAAGGUGGGACGGGCCGACAGGGACCGUCGUGCUCAUCGACAAGCCCAAAGGGUGGACCUCAUUUACUGUUUGUGGAAAACUACGGCGGUUGGUGAAAGUGCAAAAGGUUGGCCAUGCUGGUACUCUGGAUCCUAUGGCCACUAGAUUGUUGAUUGUUUGUGUGGGCAAAGCAACCAAAGUUGUUGAUAGAUAUCAAGGCAUGGUUAAAGGCUAUAGUGGUGUUUUCCGGCUUGGGGAAGCAACAUCAACCUGGGAUGCAGAUUCACCAGAGUGUAGCAGCCUCGACGCAGUGACCGAGUCACUCCUGAAUGUGCGGAGAAGCAGUGCCGCCUAG
Triticum dicoccoides is the source of this 714-nucleotide messenger RNA. RefSeq lists its product as uncharacterized. Gene Ontology annotation, biological process: tRNA modification; mRNA pseudouridine synthesis. NCBI's taxonomy places the organism in Eukaryota, Viridiplantae, Streptophyta, Magnoliopsida, Poales, Poaceae. Bases 1 to 714 code for a protein of 237 amino acids. Gene Ontology annotation, cellular component: nucleus. Gene Ontology annotation, molecular function: pseudouridine synthase activity; RNA binding. The transcript has 5 exons. The record is from RefSeq and is a predicted model, not a curated record.